ACGACAUCGUACCAAAGCAAACAAAAACUCCAUCGUCAUGUCCAAACUCUCUCAUCUUGAUCCCUCUUUCUUCUUCCCCGUCAUCAUCAUCAACAAUGCAUCGAAAUCAAAACUCUCCAUUUCCUAUCCUCCACUAACAAAACCAAACCCAAAAACCCAAUGGAGAAACACAUUGAAAAUUUCUUAAACAAAGUCUCAUUGGUUUUCAUAGCCAUAGCCACAAUCACCCUUCUCUACCUUUCCCUUCAAACCCCACAAACUUGUAUCCCACCAAACACACCCCCCACAAAACCCCACCUCAAAUUCCCUUCUUCUACAUGCGACCCUUCUCUAAACCACCCUUACAUGGAUCCUACCAAGAAAAGAUUGAAACUUUGGUCUUCAAAAUCUUGGCUUUCUCAAGUCUCUUCUUUCACAACUUUCUUCCAAAGUCUGAAUCUUUUGAACAAUGAAACCAAAGUACUCUGUGUUUCAGCAGGUGCUGGACAUGAAGUGAUGGCGCUGAAUAACAUGGGUGUUAGUGAUGUUACUGGUGUUGAGAUAGUGGAUUCUUUGCCAUUAGUUAAAAGGGCUGACCCCAAUAACUUGCCCUUCUUUGAUGGGGUUUUUGAUUUGGCUUUUAGUGCUCAUUUAGAAGAGGCUUUGUUUCCUUUGAGGUUUGCUGGGGAGAUGGAGAGGACUGUGAGGAAUGGUGGGGUUUGUGUGGUUGUUGUAGAGGAAUGUGGUGGAGUGGAGGUGGAUGCAAUUGUUGGAUUGUUUAGGAAGUCUAUGUUUGUUGGCGCUGAGAAUGUUACAUUGACUGGGAUGAGGAUGACCAGGAUUAUUAUGAGAGUUGGUGUUUCUUCUUCUUCUUCAUGAUUUCCAUCGUUUUCUGUACCCAUCAAUGAAGGGCUUCAAGAGGCAUAAUCGAUGGAUGUCAAAGAAAUAAUGCAAAUUCAGUGCUGGUACAUGUAAUAUCUCCUUUGAUGAUCAGCAAUAUGUUUGGAGUGAAGCUCAACUAUUUUGCUGCUUUAGCAAAUGGAGUUUGUCAUCGAGGAAGUUGCAAUUUGCCAUGGGACACAUGAUUCUUCAGAGAUAAAUGGCUUGUUAGUGUCUGAUUUAUGACACCGCAUUAAGUCGAAGUGUUCAUGAACAAUUCAGUAAGAUUUUCAUGCAGACUAAUAUUUUUGCCCUUGAAAAUUAAUUCCAGCUGUCUUUUCCUGAAGUACAUACAAGACAGGCAUUUAGUUUUUGCUUGCAUGUCCAUUUUUUCUGGCCAUACCAUUUUCAAGAUUCGGUAGUGGCAUUGAACAGCAAAGUAAACUUCAUGCAAGUAAUUGUAGAUCGAGAUGGUUUCUUUCUAUUCUCAUACUGAAUUGAAUCAAUAAAGGUAUUUUAGACCAAGUUAUUAUUUA
This is a messenger RNA of Populus nigra (black poplar), 1394 nucleotides long. RefSeq lists its product as uncharacterized. Gene Ontology annotation, molecular function: S-adenosylmethionine-dependent methyltransferase activity. The transcript has 2 exons. Bases 160 to 858 code for a protein of 232 amino acids. NCBI's taxonomy places the organism in Eukaryota, Viridiplantae, Streptophyta, Magnoliopsida, Malpighiales, Salicaceae. The record is from RefSeq and is a predicted model, not a curated record.